Molecule: messenger RNA, 6380 nt
Organism: Porites evermanni
Lineage: Eukaryota; Metazoa; Cnidaria; Anthozoa; Scleractinia; Poritidae
Source: the annotation of a GenBank genome assembly
AUGGAGAACAUUAUGACCGGACUGACCAAACUAGUCGAGGAAGCCACAGCCGACUCAGAAGAACCUAGAACUAAAAGGAUGGACUCGACGCUUGAAAACUCCCAAGAUCAUCUGCGUGUGCCAAAGCUACCAGAAGAUAUAGCGACAUUGGUUCGGAGGCUCCUGGAAUUCAGCAACGAUGAAGACAACAUAUAUUCCAUCAUAUGGGACUUUGGAGGACAGUCUGUUUACUAUGAUACCCAUCCAAUUUUUCUGACAAAAAACGCCAUCUAUAUUUUGACGUGUGAUCUGAGUCAUGAUCCAAAUCAGAAAGCCAACGCCCCUACGAAGAAAGGCAUGUCUGGGAAAAGAGAAGACACUUGUUGUAGCAAAACAAAUCUCGAUUGUCUUAAUUUUUGGAUGUCAUCAGUCUAUUCUUUGGUUUGUCCAAAUACAAUUCGUCAGGAAACACUGUCACCUGAAAUGUUACCUCCGGUGUUCUUGGUGUGUACGCAUGCUGACAAGCCCUACCGCAUUGAUAAAAUCCCUGGAGAUCUCGCCAGCGAAAUCUACGGCUCUCUAAAAGAAAAAGUUUAUGGAAAACUUCUGAAAGGCCUUUUUGUUGUAGACAACACCAAGUCAGGAAGUGGUGAUGAGUGUCGAGGAGUAAUAAAACUACGGGAAAAAGUACUUUCUUUUGACAAAGAGCUUCCACAAAUGAAAGAGGCAAUUCCACUAAAGUGGUUAAAGUACGAAAAGGUAUUGCAUCUUUUGAGCGAGCGUUGCGAGUGGAUACCCAUUGAGGAAGCAAGACAGAUUGCUAAAAAAGAAUAUGGAAUUGACGACGAUGAGCAAUUUCGAACACUUUUAAACUUUUUACACGAUCAGAGAGUUUUUAUUCAUUUUAGUGAAUCACCAGAAUUAGAAAACAUGGUCAUUUUGCGCCCACCGUGGCUCAUAGACGUAUUCAAGGAGGUUAUCACCGUUAAAAGUUGGCAGGACGUGGAUGUAAACUUUCAGCAACUAUGGUGUAAUUUGGAGAAAAAUGGAAUCUUGGAUGAAAAGCUUUUAGAUCAUGCAUGGAGGCAUUUGCUUGAUAAGCAAGAACUAACCUACAGGAGCAGCCUCAUUGCAAUAAUGGAGAGAUUUAAUCUGCUUUGUCCAUGGCCAUCAGACGGAACCACUAAGCAGUACCUUGUACCAUCCAUGUUAAUGUCUCCCCCAACAGAGGAUGUCCUUAACCAUCUUGAUUGUGUACGGAUUCCUUCACUUUUUGUGGUGUUCAAUUCAGGGAGAGUGCCCCCAGGCUUGUUCUCGCGACUUCUCCUGCUGUUUCAUCGGUUUUGUCAAGAGGAAUGGAAGAGCGAGAUCAAUCCUGAAUUGUUCAAUAAUUUUGCUAUGUUUCACAUUAUUCCUGAUCGUGCAAUUUCCAUUGUCAUCAUAUUGUAUUCUUCGUCUAUCGAAAUCGUUUUUCACGAUGGUAGUGAUUCUCGUGAUCUGAAUACAAGCCGAGCCAUCUACUCGCAGCUGAAAUGUCUUCUUGAAGACAUUCGCAAGGAAUCAUUCUGGUUAAAAGACAUGAAGUAGGAAAUGUGCAUCUGCUGCCCUGUGUGUUCUCAAAAAGAUAGCAGAUGUUGUGCUCAUGAUGUGCGUGGUUGCGAGUGCUUGCACUUGUUGUCAGAGUUAAAGUUACGUGAUCGUCCGUAUUGCAACAAGCCUGGCAUUCGUGGAGAUCCAACAAUUAAUAUUAACACAUUUGAACACUGGUUUACAUUGUCAGAAGCUCAAGGAAGCAGUACUCCACUCAGUCAGGUUGGUUCCUGAAAAAUUAGUUUCGUGAUACACGCUUAGGUUAUUUCACUUGCAUAAAAUUACCAUAUGAUUACUUUUUUUUUCGGACUAACCUAAGAGUAUAAUUGCGGCAAAGAAUGUGCAUUGUAGCUUACUUACUUUGUCAAAACAAAAUACUGACUUGGUGCACAUAAGAUCUUAGACGUAGGUGAUGGUGAUUAUUAUCAUUAUUAUUAUUAUUGAUUAUGGCGAUAACAAUAGUAAUGUAAAAAUGGUGAGGAUAGAAAAUUUGCAGUGCGCAGUUUGCGUAGAUCGAUUUAUUGCACUGGUAGGAAUAAUCAUGAUUUUUUUUUAUACAUUACCUAGCUGCUUGAAAUAUUGUCUGUAGCAGAUUGCGUAGCCUGUGAGAGCAGACACCUUUUUUGGCUCUAAUAAAUGUAUUUUAUGUGUUGGUUAAUUAUUAACAAACUCCAUUCAGAUUACACCUGAUAGAGGUUCCACUGUAUCUGAAAACGAUUGACACAAUUAAGGAGAAACAUCGAAGAUCACUGUUUGGAAUUUGAUACAGGACGGCUUGGCUGGAGGUGCAUUACCGAAGCCAUAAUUUAGAGUGCUUAUGAUUUAAAGUAAUUUCCUGUAUCUGUAUCUUUACAGCAGCAAGAUGUGACUCAACGUGACAACAACGGAGAACACCACAUAACUCCAAAGGAAGGUAAGCCCAUUUAUUGUUGUUGCUUCUGUUGUUGUUGCGAUCAUAAUACACAGUGUACAUGUGUCGACGAAAACAAGCCGAUGUAGUGUUGAAGGAAAAAUGCGGAUAGUUCGAAAUUAAUUAACUUGAAGAAAAACCGCAUACUAGUAUUCGAGUAGUUUUUUCCCGCGGGAUUUACAGUGUAGCUCUGAUGCCAAAUGAUUUUAAGGUUUGGAGCCAUCUUGGACUGGCUGGCUGGCACAUUUAGCCUCGAUCUCAUUUUUUACUUUUUCUCGACCGGGAACUGAUGUCUACUUUGUGCCUCGCUCUUUGACUACAGGUGAAAUAUUGGCGAGUUUUUGUUCACUAAGGGUUGGUUUAUUAUUUUUUACUCUCAGUUAUUGAUGUUCCAUUUAUUUCAGUUCCCUUCAUAGAAAAUGCUCUUCUAAGAUAAUCAGAUAUCCUGGUAUUAUGUCAACAACGUGUUCGGCACGCUGUAUUUUAGAUAAGCCACAUCAGCGUUAAGGCUGAGGGUUAAUAUUAACCUCUGCAAUCUGUUUUGUAUUAUUUUGUUUUUAAUUUAUGUUGCAAGCAGAUCACAGGUUUCUCGUCAUUCAUUUUCUGUAUGGCGUUUUGAUUGUAGUUUGUGAAUCAAAAAUCAGAAGAAUGUGGAAACGUUACUUCCCCUCCUCCUUUGCCUUAUCACCCCUCCCUGUCGAACGCACUCCCCUAAUUUGCAAUUAUUUAUUUAUUUAUUUAUUUGCUUGUUUAUUUACGUACAAGACUUUUACAAAGCAAAAACAAAAACAAUGGCGAGAGUUUAAGUGUGCCUUGACUAAAUCUUACGACGUUAACUCUUUCAAUCUGCCCCAAGUGCUGCGCUGCACGUAAUGUUGUGACAAUGAUCUUAGCGAAAGUUGCGACUGUUUAACGCCCCUUUCGACAUUGUUGCAAGAUCUUGGGAAGAGUUUAAACCUGUUUGAAUUUCGUCAUAACCGGAGAUCACACACAGGCCGAAUUUUGGCAGCUCUUUUGUGGGCCUUGGCAUUUUUUUUUUACCGAGCAAAACGAAAAUCGAGUCUGAACUCAACUUAACUUUGUCACAAAGUCGCCGUAACACUUUUUUUGUCUCCAAAUGUUGAACCCGCUAGAUGUAAAGCAUCUUUCGUAACUAUUGUUUAACUCGUCCAUGGGUAAUGUACCUAAUAAGCAUGUUUUUCAAUGAACGCGACCAUUUAUUCGUAACCGUGACGGCUGUGAGAUAAUUUUGACGGCUAUGUUUAGUAACAACAUUGUCAUUAAUCAUUCUAACAAUACUCAUUGUUUUGUGUUUUUGUUUUUGUUUGUUUUGUUUUGUUUUUUGCAGAAACUGCAUCGGAAAGAUCUGCCUCUGAUCCACCAGAAGUCAUCAUUAAUCAGCUAAAGAAUCGGGAUCUUCCCGAAAGAGCGACACAUCUUGAUGUCGGUCGCCUACCAGUCGACAUUUUGUUACUGACAGUCGAGGACCGUGAAUUUCUAAGCUGUCUGUCCUAUCUGAAUGCUGGUUUUUGUAGAAAUUUUCACAGAGAUCUUGGUUACGUCUACCUCGGAGAUAUGGGAAAAGAUGAAAGGAAGCUAAACGUGGCUGUAAUGAAUUGCUACAGGGGCUCUGCCUCUCCGGGAGGAUCCAUGAUUGUUGUAUUAAACGCUGUCAAAGUCUUGAGGCCCAUAGCAGUGUUCUGUGUGGGUUGCUGUAGGAGCUUAGACUGUAAUAAAGUUAAACUUGGAGACGUAGUAAUCUUAGAGAAGUUAAUAACAUAUGGCCCGUGCAAAAUCACAGAGGAUGGCAUUGAAGAACGCGGAGUUAAAGUUCCAUUGAAGUCCGGUCUUUUGAGGGUGAUGUUAAGGGCUUGUGACGGCUGGCAGCCACCUUUGAAAGAUUUAGACGCACGCGAAGUUGAAAUACAUCGUGGCGCGUUUCUGAGUGGACCUGAGGAAGUUAUUGAUAGAAAACGAUGUGAAACACUCCUCGAAAGAUUUUCAGAAGUGGUCGCUAUAGAAAGAGAAGGUGAAGGUAAGCUGUCUUGGCCAGUUCAUAUUUUAACAGAGUGUUCAUGAACUCGGUUAGUAAAAUAUAAACGGUUGUCCACGUCCCUGGAAUUAAUUCCUUGUUAGAGAACUUUGAUUAAGGGGACCCCUUCACGAAUCAGAUCAAAUCACAAUCUUCAAGAAUCCUAACUGUAAAUUUUUCAUUUUAGUCACCAAUAUUUUGUUGUCUGUGUUAUUGCAAUUUGCGUAUUGAUGCCUUCUAAUCAAGUGAAGUUGUCUUAAUUUUGAACCUAAUAAACCUGACUUUUUCCGCGGCUAUCUGCAUACGUGAGUUCAAAACUUCACUUCUCUUCAUUUACUACAAUUCUUCGCUUUCAGGUGUGCAUACAGCAGCGCAUGACCUGGACAUUGAGUGGACUGUUAUUAAAGGAAUUUUAGGCUACGCGGAUGGCAGAAAUGAGUCCAAUUCCUGGAGACCGUUCGCAAGUUUAAUGGCAGCUUCCCUUACGGCUCAUAUUCUCAGUGAUGCAAUUCCCUUUCAAGACAUGCGACACUACAGAAAUGAGAGUAAGUAUUGGGCAUACAUACAUAUCUCCCAUAACCUCUCUCAUAGUCCCAGUAGUGCACCUGUUAUUAAAAGCAUUAGUUCCAAGCAGUCUGAAUCUUGAUUUUGCUGCCGGAGUUGGCGUGGCUAAUCAAACUGUUUUGUUUUAAUAAUUCAAAAUUGUAAUGUAUUCGAUACAUUAAAUAUACACAGUGUUAGAGUUAUUAAAGGUAAAAUCACUUCUCUUUAUUCAAGUGUUGUUUGGAUAGCUUUUCCAAUUCAUGCCAUUUCAUUUUUAUUUCUAGCUGAAGCGAGAGGUAAAAAGCACACAUCAUGCAAUGAGACGCGUAAGAAAGUGGGUAAUUCAGGUAGGAAGAGAAUGCUUUUUGCUGAGUAUAUUUUUUCGUUUAUUUACAAACUUCACCAAAAGGCUUGGAAUUCCUCUACGAGGUCCCAAAAAACAAUAGACAACAACAAAAUCAAAAAAAAAAAAAAGAAGAUCGUCCCGGGGUUAAUUGCAAAACAAUUGUGUUUAAGUACGCAUUUUUUAUCGGAAAGUUAACUGAAUCUAGUUCGUUUCUUGGAGGCAAAGUUUUGGAUAGUUUUGCUUUAUUUUCAUCAAAAAUGAGCCAUAAAAAAGGAAAAGGCCCGAGUAGUUUAAAGCAGCAGUCUCUUAAUAGGAACAAUCAAAUUAAAGAAGUUUUUUUAGGCAAGCUUCGGAGAUGGCUAUUUUGUUUAAAUGUGGGUGAGACAAACUUAUUGAUUCUAUAACAGUUCUGGGUGUUAAGGGCAAGGAAAAUCCCCAUGACAUAAACUGCAAGUGAAUCGACCUUUGUUAGGAAGAUGCUGCAGUUGGGGAGAAUAAUAUCCGAUGUGCAGUUUCUAUAUUUUCACGAAAGUGUUUCUUUGUUUUCUGGUCAAAAGAUGGGAGAAGGAAAAAGCAAAGGAAAGGAAAGUAAGCCGAAACCAGCAAGGCGGACAACAAAUGUUCCCUGCUCUGUCAGUAGCUCAAGGUCAGAAUCAGAACACGACGUUUUUUCAUAUAUAUACUCCUCUUAUGCAACAGAAAGUGGGCGUGUUUGGUACUUGUUUGGUAUCAGUUUAUUGGAAGCACACUUGACAAUUUUUCUAUGAAUUUAUAUCUGUCUGAAAUUUUGAAAAUGUUUCCUUAUCGUUAACAAACACCCAGGAAAAGUAAUGAGGUAGAAAGAGAAGAAAAAAAGUGAUCUUCCUUUUAACAGCAGAACUUUUCCACUUUGCAGGUGUGUAGUUCUCCUUGGAUGCCCACCGCACAACCAUGAUGGCCACGUUGCAGCAAAAAGACAAUUGUCUGCCACGUCAUCGUGA